Ichthyophthirius multifiliis is the source of this 719-nucleotide messenger RNA. RefSeq lists its product as hypothetical. NCBI's taxonomy places the organism in Eukaryota, Ciliophora, Oligohymenophorea, Hymenostomatida. The record is from RefSeq and is a predicted model, not a curated record. Gene Ontology annotation, cellular component: endoplasmic reticulum. Gene Ontology annotation, molecular function: lipid binding. The transcript has 5 exons.
AUGGGAAAGAUAAAAGGUGAAGGACCAGAAAUAAAAUCUAUUAUUCCUUAAAAAAGUGAAGAUUGUGAAUUUCUUGUUGAUUUAGAAUUAUCUUAUAAAGGAACUAUUAUAUUCGAAAUUGAUACUGCUUAUCAUAUUGAUUGGCCUAAAGCUAAUUAAUAUAAAUUACCUAUGACUAUUAAAAUUUAAUUAAAUGAAUUUUAUUCUGUUAUUAGAGCUUGCUUUGUUCCUAAAAGUUAUGGAAAAAGCUGGUUUUCUUUUAUUGGGGAACCUGUAAUUUAAUUAGAUAUAGAUCCUAUUAUAUCUAAAAAGUAUCAUUUAUCGAAAUUGCCUUAAGUAAAAAGUAUUAUGUAGGAAAUUAUAAACUAGAAAAUAAGAAAAAUGACUUUUCCUAAUAUAGAAAUGAUUAAAAUUCCUCUUUCAAAAAAAGGGAAGAAAAUAGAAUAAAUAAGGGCAAAAUUACAAUAUAAAAAAUAAUAAACUACAAUUUUAGCAAAUAUUUAAGAAAAAAGAAUAUAUAAUUAUUAAUAAUAUUCUUUAUGAAUUUUAUAUUUUUAUUUUUUUUGUUAGGUAUAAUAAUCAACCUAGCUUUACAUAUGCAAAACCAAUUUAUUCUAUUUUAUCUUAAUCUAAAAGAUUCCUUCCAUCAAAAAUAUAAGUAGGCCUUUUCAUUUUUAAAAACAUUUAGGAAUAUUCGAAAGUUUUGAAUUCAUCCCAUU